This is a messenger RNA of Aspergillus puulaauensis, 1086 nucleotides long. RefSeq lists its product as uncharacterized. NCBI's taxonomy places the organism in Eukaryota, Fungi, Ascomycota, Eurotiomycetes, Eurotiales, Aspergillaceae. The transcript has 3 exons. Gene Ontology annotation, biological process: regulation of DNA-templated transcription. The coding region runs from base 1 to 1086 and encodes 361 amino acids. The record is from RefSeq and is a predicted model, not a curated record.
AUGGAAGCGCUAGGUGUAGCCGCAUCCAUAAUACAGGUCGCAGCAGUCGGGCUCGCUCUAGCCCAGACGCUAUACAAAUUCUGCGACGAGGCAUCAUCCAGCAACGAGCAGGUAAAAGACCUGGCAUUCUACGUUCGAUCGACCUCGCUGGUGCUUGAGGAAAUCGGCAAAGUAUUCGAAGAUGAAGAUCAGGGAUCGAGGCCCAUGAUUUCGCAGAAUGCGAUCGUGACGGCGAAAGAAAUCGUGGAGAAAUGUACGGGGACGUUUAAUGAUCUGCAGGAAAUAGUUGAUAGUGCUGAGCAGAGUGCCCUUGGUGUUUUGAAGUUUACGAUGAAGGCGUCCAGGCUUAAAGUGCUGCAGUUUGGACUGGGGGAGAUGAGGAGUAAUCUGCAGUGUAUGAUGCAGGUUAUUAUUUAUGCCAGGUUGAAGGCUGAACCGCGGUCGACAUUCGAUGAAUCCGAACAGCGAAGAUUGAUAGCAGAGCUCAUUGCACAGCAGCUGCGCGCUGCUGAAGAGUAUAACCAGACAGAGUCUCGUGCAGCUGAUGAUAACCCCAACCAGAUAUCUUUAAGUGUUGAAAGCAUCCCUUCGCUGCUCAGUACCAACGGGGCUGGUAUUCUCUCCGCCUCCCAAUUAUCCCCAAAUAACAACAGCAAUGGGACCGUGUCACAAGUAGGAACUCCCAGGGCAAACCCUCCUUCAAUCCGAGACCCAGGACCAUAUCCAGCCGAAACCGAAAACCCCCAGUCCCCAGAGAGACACACCAGCCAGCCACAGCCACCUGCAAUAUCAACACCAACGCCAACCACCAAGCCGAAAGCAAGCACAGUUUAUCUCAACGCCCUAUCCAUCGUCUGCUGCCCAUGCCUCGUCUGCUUCUCAUGCUUCGCACGGCCUCGGAUGAAGGAAAGUGCUUCACCGACGGCAUUACGCUAUGACGAUGGAUUUGGGUUCGGUCUUGACCCUCCUGGCCCUACUGCCUAUCCUGACCCCAGGAGAGAGGGGCACGCGGGGUCUAUAGCUGAGUUGGGUGGGGAGUCGGAUGUGGAUGCGUUGGUGAGGAUGUGGACUACGUUGUAUAACUAG